Molecule: messenger RNA, 620 nt
Organism: Ixodes scapularis (black-legged tick)
Lineage: Eukaryota; Metazoa; Arthropoda; Arachnida; Ixodida; Ixodidae
Exons: 4
Coding region: 53-436 (127 amino acids)
Source: RefSeq, a predicted model, not a curated record
AGCAUUUACUCUGAGAAGGUGUUGGUUAAACAUCUCGUGCACUUCGAUCAAGAUGAUGAAAGCAAGUUUAAUUUUUGCUGCUGCUGUUGUGCUGGGUAUUUUUGCAGAAUCCUCUGCAGCACUCAUGACAACUGAUCCAAAGUGCCAUCGGCUACGAACCGCCGUGGACCAGGUCAGGAAACACUGCGUCUACCUCUGCCACAUGCCUGAGGGUCACAUUAGGAUGGGCAUCGAAGAGGACGGUACACCCUGCAAGUUCCUGCUUCACGAAGGCGUCUGCACCCGCGGCUUGUGCGCGUUGAAAAAGCUCAAAAAAGACCAUCGUCACAAGCAUCACGAUGGCGGCGAUGACGGCAAGGAUGUCGACCUUGAAUCUCUAGCAGAAACUAUCAAGGACAUGACCAAGAGCAAGUCUAAAGCCUCCCUCGAUGAAUAACGCAACCUGCGAGUAUUGAGGCGUGCGUAGACGAACCAGACGAUUGAAAAUUUCAGAUGUUCCUUCGGAUUCCGGAUUUACAAUUUUAUAGUGAUAACGUAGCCAAAGGUAUACUCGUCGCCAUAACUUAAUACGUCUUUUUUUUUUGUAGAUGCAAAUGAAUAAAAUUUAUCUGAAAACUUUA